AUGGACCCUUCCUGGUUGCAGUACACUGACCCAACCAAAGCACGAGACCUGACGGUCGAGGCUGCCCAAAGCAUAUCCAAGGCCAUCAGAGGAGGAAGUUCAUCUGCUCGGAAUAACAUUCCGUUUGCGAAACUCAAGGCUCUUCUUGACAGCAGAAGCGAUCGCGAUAUCCUUGAUGGUCUGAAAAGAGUAGUCUCUAUGAUCUAUCAAAACAAGCCAUGUUUACCAUACUUCUCGUCGGUCGUCAAGAAUGUUGCGAACCCCAACCUUGAGGUCAAGAAGCUCGUCUACAUCUAUUUACUGCAUUACGCAGAGUCCGAUCCAGAUCUGGCUUUGCUUUCUGUCAACGCUAUCCAAAAGUCUCUUACAGACCAGAAUCCUCAGGUCCGAGCCCUCGCCCUGCGCACCAUGUCUGGGAUGCGAGUGCCGGUAAUCAGCCAGAUCGUUUCUCUGGCCAUCAAACGCGGCGUAGGUGACAUGAGCCCUCAUGUGCGAAAGGCUGCUGCUCUCGCCAUCCCGAAGUGCUACAACCUCGACCCUAACACGCUCCCGCAACUGCUCGACUAUAUUUCUGCUCUGUUAGGCGAUAAGCAGUACUUCGUUGUUGGUCCCGCAGUCCAGGCAUAUCUCCAAGUGUGUCCCGACCGCAUCGACCUUGUCCACAUGCAUUACAGGAGUCUUGUCAAGAAACUGGUUGACAUGGAUGAAUGGAGUCAGUUAGCAACCUUGAAGCUACUCCUGUUUUACAGUCGACGUUGCUUCUCUCGUAAGACCCAAAAAGUCACCAAAGUCAACAAACAAGGGUUCUACGAGGAUGAGCCUGAUGAGACAGUCGAAACAGGCGAGGUGAUAGAGGUACUGGAUCCAGACCUAGAACUGUUCCUCAACGCUUGCAAGCCGCUGCUACAAAGCCGGAGCUCGGCUGUUAUCAUCUCGGUCACCAGUUGCUUUCUGUACCUAGGCACUCCAGAUUAUCUUCGAGAAGCUGUUGGGCCAUUGAUAGGACUGAUGCGUGGGCCUCCCGAAGUAGAGGAAGUGGCACUGUGCAACAUUGUGUUGGUUGCCUUGUCUGCACCAGAUCUGUUCGUCCCUUAUGCGUCACACUUUCUGAUCCGGACACAGGACUCUCCGCAGAUAUGGAGACUAAAGAUCGAACUGCAGACUCUCAUCUUUGCUCACGCGGCAUUACAUCUCAAGUCCAUCAUUCUAAGUGAGCUAGAGCACUUCUCUCAUUCGUCGGACGUUGAGCUCACGCGCGAAUCGGUCCGUGCUAUCGGGCGAUGCGCACAAUCUGACCCGAAGGACGCCCACCGAUGCUUCCGAGUACUUCUGAACCAAAUAUCCAGCUUCGACAAUACUUUAGUCUCUGAAGUACUCACCGUCAUGCGUCAUUUGAUCCAACAGGACCCUUCCUCUCAUCGAAAGACCGUGGUGCGCUUAGCCAGGAACUUGGACAAGACCACGAGUCCGGAGGCUCGAGCUACAAUCAUAUGGCUUGUAGGGGAAUUCGCGAGCCUCGACCCCGAGAACAACAUAGCGCCUGACGUUCUUCGGAUAUUGGCCAAAGGGUUUGCGGAUGAGAGUGAAUCUGCCAAACAACAGAUUGUGCUACUGGCCGCAAAAGUCUACCUGCUGUUUUUGCAGAGGGAGACCGCUGCUUCCGGCGGCGAAAAGAAUGAUCCCGCGGAAUCACAAAGCAAUCUUGCAGAGGAAUCGCACGCCCCAGCCGACUUGGACCACCCAAUUUCAAAACUAUGGAAUUACAUCCAGCUCCUCGCUCGCUAUGACACGUCGUACGACCUGCGCGACAGAGCGCGGCUUUUCAAGGCUUUGCUUGCCAAUCCUUCAUCGACCCAACUAGCAGCUCUCCUGCUCCUUGCUCCCAAACCAGUCCCGCACUCUCCUUCACCUUCGGAAAGUCGAAGGGGGCUCAUGCUAGGCAGCACCACACUCGUCUUGGGCACAGACACGGCGGGCAUUCUGGGACUUGCGGGCUACGAGCAAUUACCCGACUGGGUAAGCGACGGCCUCGAGCCGGACCCGAAACUCCGCGACGCAGCCGAUGGCGGCGAGAAGGAAGAAUAUGUGCCCAUGAGCGGGAGGACAGCGAGCUCUGUCGCGGCAAGUCGGAGAUUGGACGAGGCUGUCAAGGAGCGCGGGUUGGAAAAAGUCGUUGCGGCGGGGACGGCUAAGGCCAAUGCGAAGCCCAGAACUCUGGACGAUUGGCUGGCCGAGAGUGAAGAGGAAGAGGAAGAAGAGGAGACUGAGGAGGAGACCGAGAGCGAAGAGACGGACGAAGAGGAGUCGGACGAAGGAGAGACCGAGGGGGAGACCGAGGACGAGGAAGACGAGAGAGGAAUGACGAGGGGAUUGAUCGCCUCGCACUCCUCCUGA
Messenger RNA from Cladophialophora psammophila CBS 110553, 2394 nucleotides. RefSeq lists its product as uncharacterized. Bases 1 to 2394 code for a protein of 797 amino acids. Gene Ontology annotation, biological process: intracellular protein transport; vesicle-mediated transport. The record is from RefSeq and is a predicted model, not a curated record. Lineage: Eukaryota; Fungi; Ascomycota; Eurotiomycetes; Chaetothyriales; Herpotrichiellaceae. The transcript is spliced from 2 exons. Gene Ontology annotation, cellular component: membrane coat; AP-3 adaptor complex.